UGCCGGCAUGGGGGGAGGUUAAAGGUUCUGGUGGUCCCUGAGCCCCUCCAUGUGCAUCACAUCCCUCUUCUCCUAAUUUUCACCUCCAAGGGGCAGCUGGAGUUCAUCUUGUCUGGCCGGGGCUCCAGCUGCCCUGGCUUGCCCCAAUAAUGAUUUACUAGCCGGGGGGAGCCACUCCCCGCCUCCACCCCGCGGACCUUGGAGCCGGGGCCUGGCUACACUUGUGGCUCCUCUCUAUCGAAAAUGUUUUCCCUGGGGUCCUGGCUCCCAGCGUUGCCCGGGCUGGCGUGGGGCUGGGCACUGCUGGAUGCGCUCCUGCAAGGUGAGAUCCCUGAGGGUGGUGUGGGACAGCCCAGGGGACACCAGUGACCCACUGCUGCCUUUCCCCACAGGGCUGGUGGGUGCCUGCGCUGUCUCGGUGCUCUGCAGCCUCCUGAAGGUUUAUCUCUACAUCCAGUGUGCAAAUAACCCCGAGAGGCAGGCAGAGAAGGAGGCGAUCGCGGCGCGGCGGCCGCUGCUGGAGCCGCUGCAUGUGCUGGUGCUGACCGCAGUCCUGGCCCUGGUGGGCUCCCGCGUGGCCGCGCUGGUGGUGCUGGAGUUCUCCCUGCGUGCUGUCUCCACCAUCCUCUCCCUUGGCAAGGGCGCGCACAGCAGCCAGCUCUACCUGCUGUGCCAGUACUCGCUGGGCUGCGGGGUGUCCUGCGGCCUCACCUUCCUGCUGGAGGGGGCUCCGCACCGCAGCUGCAACCUGGCUCUGGCGGCGGGGCUGGCGGGGCUGCUGGCGCUGCACGCCCGGCGCCUGGCCCGGCACGUCCGCGCCCUGUACGAGCUGCACAGCCGGCAGCGCUACUGCGGCGUCUGCAUGCUGCUGCUGGCCGCGGGGCACGGCAUCCCGCGCCUGCUGCGCAACGCCCUGGCCCUCACCUUCGCCGUGGCCGACCUGGCCGCCGUGCAGCUCAUCAACCGCGACUUCCUCUCCACGGGCGAGGCCGUGCGCUUCUGGACCCCGCUGAGCAUCUGCUACACCCUGCUGGUUGUCUACAUGCAGGAGGGGUCCCGGCAGAGCACGGGCAGGGGGCCGGCGUUCCGGACCAUCGUGGUGCGGAUGGGCGGCCUCUUCAUCCUCCUCCUCACCGUGGGCCGAUGGACCGACAUCCUGCACGUCUUCGUGUCGCUGCUGGGAGAGCUCUGGUGCCUGCUCCGCUCCGGGGUGCUGCUGGAGUCCUGCUGCAGGCAGGAUUCUGCCCAGCAGCCUGGCGUGGACAGUCUGUCGGGAUCCGGAUCGGGGGAGACGUCCCGAUGAGCCUCAGGGUGGAACCGGACAGCAGAAACUCCGGGUGGCUUCGCUGGGCACACCAGAGUCCCCCAGCACACAUCCCCCAUGGGGACCAAGGAAAAAGGCUCCUGGAAGGCAGCCAACCCCAUCCUAUGGGAUGGAGGAGGUCGGGGGAGGGCUUGUGUUGCCUCUGGUUUUUGGGGGAACCUCGUGAGGUUGCAGCACUGCUGGGGUUUGUUCUCUGGUCCCAGUGGGACUGCAGAAUGCUGAUGGAUGUCCCAUCGUUGCUGGCAGCUGGGCCACACUGUCAGGGGCCUCCAGGGGGUUAGAAAUCUCAGAAAAUAAAGGCUUUUUAUCAGCAAAAUCUA
This is a messenger RNA of Pyrgilauda ruficollis (rufous-necked snowfinch), 1644 nucleotides long. It is a transcript of the gene TMEM82, whose product is annotated as transmembrane protein 82. The record is from RefSeq and is a predicted model, not a curated record. Lineage: Eukaryota; Metazoa; Chordata; Aves; Passeriformes; Passeridae. The transcript has 5 exons. Bases 308 to 1303 code for a protein of 331 amino acids.